Messenger RNA from Candidula unifasciata, 1722 nucleotides. NCBI's taxonomy places the organism in Eukaryota, Metazoa, Mollusca, Gastropoda, Stylommatophora, Geomitridae. The record is from the annotation of a GenBank genome assembly.
AUGCCAUUUUCCCGAUUUCUGACCCUCGCUAAAUCCGCGAAUCAAAACGGAGUCAACAAUCAACGUUCUGUUUCGAGAGACGACACUUCGUCAUCAGAAGACGAUCAAACGAUUUUUGAACUGGCCGACCUGCCUCAAAAUACCUGGUACUCGUCUCUGGGACCCCAGAGCGGGCGUGUUUUCGGACUUCCCUAUGGCAGCCAGUCAGAUACGGAGAAAGGAAAGCGCUACUUCGAUUCCUUAGGAGGGUCCGAGGUUCAUGGAUUCAAAAGAAGCGUGGAUAAUUAUGGAUUUGACAGACGAAAAACGCAGCGAGAGUAUCUAAACGAACCACUGAACAAAAAUGUUGUUAGACAUGCAUAUGGAUCACGUAGUCGCACGAAACGAGACGCAGCUGAGGUUACUAAAUCAUUGAGUCACCAUUCUACAGUAGAUUCUGAAGGAGAACAUGAGCUGCAGAAACGUUCUUUAGACUCACUUGGUGGAUAUCAGGUUCAUGGGUGGAAAAGGGGUUUAGAUAAUCUUGGUGGAUACCACGUUCACGGGUGGAAAAGAGGUUUAGAUAGUCUGGGUGGAUACCAGGUUCAUGGGUGGAAAAGAGGUUUAGAUAGUCUAGGGGGAUACCAGGUUCAUGGGUGGAAAAGAGGUUUAGAUAGUCUAGGGGGAUACCAGGUUCAUGGGUGGAAAAGAGGUUUAGAUAGUCUAGGGGGAUACCAGGUUCAUGGGUGGAAAAGAGGUUUAGAUAGUCUAGGGGGAUACCAGGUUCAUGGGUGGAAAAGGGGUUUAGAUAGUCUAGGGGGAAACCAGGUUCAUGGGUGGAAAAGAGGUUUAGAUACUCUUGAUGGACAUACGGAUCAGGGCUUGAAACAAAACAGUGAGAAAAGAGGUUUGGAUCCACUGGGUGGGUUUCAGGUACAUGGAUGGAAGAAAAGGUCAACUAGGUCGAUUAAUGGUAAUGGGUUUAAUAAUCAGGACAUUUCAAGUGCCCGAAACACAAAAGCUGGGGAAACUGGUUCUAUAAAUCCAUCGGACAGUGCCUGGGACAGUAGCAGCGAGGUUCACAGUCAGCAACAAGAGCAGAAACGAGGGUUAGAUUCUCUGGGUGGAUAUCAAGUUCACGGGUGGAAACGAGAUGAGGAAAAACGAGGGUUAGAUUCUCUGGGUGGAUAUCAAGUUCACGGUUGGAAACGAGAUGAUGAAAAACGAGGGUUAGAUUCUCUGGGUGGAUAUCAAGUUCACGGAUGGAAGAGAUAUGCCAAUGAGAAACGAGGAUUAGAUUCUCUCGGGGGAUAUCAAGUUCAUGGGUGGAAACGAGAUGAAGAAAAACGAGGGUUAGAUUCUCUCGGAGGUUAUCAAGUUCAUGGUUGGAAACGAGAUUAUGAGAAACGAGGGUUAGAUUCUCUGGGGGGAUAUCAAGUUCAUGGGUGGAAAAGAGAUGAUGAAAAACGAGGGUUAGAUUCCCUGGGUGGAUAUCAAGUUCAUGGGUGGAAAAGAGAUGAUGAAAAACGAGGGUUAGAUUCCCUGGGUGGAUAUCAAGUUCAUGGGUGGAAAAGAGAUGAUGAAAAACGAGGGUUAGAUUCCCUGGGUGGAUAUCAAGUUCAUGGCUGGAAACGAGAUGAUGAGAAACGAGAGUUUGAUUCUAUUGAUGGUCGUGGCACUAUCUGGGGAGGAAUUAAUAUGGGAAAUUCAUCUUCAUUAUAUCCUCGAAGACCGCAAUGUUAG